CCUCUCUCUCUCUCUAGCUUCUCUCUCUCUCUUCUCUUUCUUACUGAUUGAAUGGUAUCAACGCUUCUCCAGCGGCGAAGGAGGAGGAUUACGGAGAUAUAAUAAAUAUCACAAUCGUCAUAUAAGCCGUGCGACCUCUAUUUCUCUUUUCUCUCCGUUCUCCUUCCUCUUCCUCUUCCUUCUCUCCAUUUUUCGUUCUUUGUUCCCUUUUGAAAUACGGAGGUAUAUACCACAUAUAGAAGGAAAAAGGAGAGUCAGGGAGAACCCAUUGGCUGGUAAAUGGGUUCCGAGAGCGUAAUGAGCGACGGCGGUGGCCACUGGCUGUCGGCGGUUCUGAUGGUGGCGCUAAUGGUGGCACUCUUCUCUUCGGGAGACGCCGCAGUGUCUUAUGACCACAGGGCCGUCAUUAUCAACGGGCAGAGGAGGAUCCUCAUCUCUGGUUCCAUUCACUACCCCAGGAGCACUCCCGAUAUGUGGCCGGAUCUUAUCCAGAAGGCCAAAGAUGGAGGCUUGGAUGUCAUACAGACUUAUGUCUUCUGGAACGGGCACGAGCCGUUCCCUGGCCAGUAUUAUUUUGAGGGGAGGUAUGACCUUGUUCGCUUCGUCAAACUGGUAAAGCAGGCCGGCCUCUACGUUAAUCUUCGAAUUGGCCCCUAUGUUUGUGCGGAAUGGAAUUUUGGGGGAUUUCCUAUUUGGCUCAAAUAUGUCCCGGGAAUCAGCUUCAGGACAGACAAUGGGCCUUUCAAGGCGGCCAUGGAGAAAUUCACAGCGAAGAUUGUCUCCAUGAUGAAGGCCGAAGGGCUAUUCGAAUGGCAGGGUGGUCCAAUUAUCCUCUCUCAGGUGGAGAAUGAGUUUGGGCCAAUGGAAUAUAAUGGUGGAGCUGCUGCCAGGGUUUAUGCGAACUGGGCUGCUCAAAUGGCAGUCAGUCUGAAAACUGGUGUGCCAUGGGUCAUGUGCAAACAAGAUGAUGCCCCUGAUCCAGUGAUAAAUACUUGCAAUGGCUUUUAUUGUGAUGACUUUUCUCCAAACAAGCCUUAUAAACCCAUGAUCUGGACUGAAGCUUGGACCGGAUGGUUCACAGCUUUUGGAGGUCCAGUUCCCCGCCGACCGGUUGAGGACUUGGCCUUUGCUGUUGCACGGUUUAUACAGAAAGGUGGAUCAUUCGUCAACUACUAUAUGUAUCAUGGAGGGACAAACUUUGGCCGGACAGCUGGUGGCCCUUUCAUUGCAACUAGCUAUGAAUAUGAUGCUCCAAUUGAUGAAUAUGGUCUUUUAAGAGAACCAAAAUGGGGCCAUUUGAGAGACUUGCAUAAAGCUAUCAAAUUGUGUGAACCGGCUUUGGUUUCGGGUGAUCCCACAGUGACGUCACUUGGAAGUUAUCAUGAGGCACAUGUUUUCCAGUCAAAGUCAGGAGCUUGCGCUGCAUUCCUUUCCAAUUAUAACCCUAGUUCUUAUGGAAGGGUAACUUUCAAUGGAAUGCACCAUGAUCUUCCACCAUGGUCCAUCACAAUACUCCCUGACUGCAGAACCGCAGUUUUCAAUACUGCGAGGGUUGGAGCUCAAUCCUCGCAGAUGAAAAUGGAACUGGUCGGAGGAUUUUCUUGGGAGUCAUAUAAUGAAGACAUCAACUCCCUUGAUUCAGAUGCGUUCACGAAAGAUGGAUUGCUUGAGCAGAUAAGUAUGACAUGGGAUCGUUCAGACUACUUGUGGUACACGACAUAUGUCAACAUAGGCCAGGAUGAACAAUUUCUGAAAAAUGGCAAUUAUCCAGUCCUCAGUGUGCUAUCAGCUGGUCAUGGUAUGCAUGUUUUCGUCAAUGGACGACCGGAAGGAAAUGUUUAUGGUGGUCUAGACAGUCCAAAGCUGACAUAUAGUAGAAAUGUUAAGUUGUGGGCGGGCAGCAACAAGAUCUCCAUUCUAAGUGUAGCUGUUGGGCUUCCUAAUGUCGGGGACCAUUUUGAGACUUGGAAUGCUGGUGUUCUUGGUCCGGUAACCUUGGAUGGUCUUAACGAGGGAAAGAGAGAUCUUUCAAGGGAGAAAUGGACUUACCAGGUUGGUUUGAAAGGAGAAGCUCUGAGCCUUCAUUCCCUCAGUGGAAGUUCUUCUGUUGAAUGGGGAGGGGCAUCUAAUAUGCAGCCGUUAACAUGGUACAAGACUUUGUUCAAUGCACCAUCUGGGAAUGAGCCAUUGGCUCUAGAUAUGAGGAGCAUGGGGAAAGGUCAAAUAUGGAUUAAUGGGGAGAGCAUUGGUCGGUAUUGGCCUGCCUAUAAGGCAUAUGGUUCUUGUGGUGGGUGCGAUUACCGUGGAACAUACAACGAGAAAAAAUGUCAAACCAAUUGUGGGGAGCCCUCUCAAAGAUGGUACCAUGUCCCUCGCUCUUGGCUAAACCCAACUGGGAACCUGUUGGUUGUGCUUGAAGAGUGGGGUGGUGAUCCAACUGGAAUUUCUAUGGUAAAAAGAAAAGUUGGAAGUGUCUGUGCUGAAAUUUUUGAAUGGCAGCCUUCGGCUAGAAACUGGAAAACCAAAGGCUACGGUAGACCAAAAGCACAUUUAUCUUGUCCUCCUGGACAGAAGAUGUCAAAAAUAAAAUUUGCUAGCUUUGGCACUCCACAAGGGGUGUGCGGAAGUUUCUCAGAAGGAAGCUGUCAUGCCUUUCAUUCAUAUGAUGCUUUCCAGAAGGAGAGUCUAUUGCAGAACUGUAUUGGCCAGCAAUGGUGCUCGGUUGUUGUUGCUCCUCAAAUGUUUGGAGGAGACCCAUGCCCUGGAAUUAUGAAGAAGCUUGCGGUCGAGGCCAUCUGUCAAUAACUGCCUGCAAAAUAUGGAUCAAGUUGAAACAAAGAAGAUGAUACCAUAUUCUUCUUUGUUAUAUAUAUACCUUAAUACAGGUCAAUAGAGUUUCAUCUCAAUUGUAGACAUUCAAAAUUUGGAGGCUAUUACUACUGGCUAUCAGUGGAGUUGCAGUAACUGCGACACAUUGACAAGUAAGGUAUUGCCUGUUUAAGUUGGAGGAGAAAAUAAUCAAUAUAGAUAGCCCAGAUUAUGGGGAUGGCCGGUCAAAAAUAUAGAAAAGAUUGGAGGGACUUGGCAUGGGAUUGGGGUGCACAUCUGACCCUACAUAUAUUUUGAGUCCAUUCCGUUAUGCAAGUGAAAGGGUCAUUAUUUAAGCAAUUCAACCGGCUUGGUUGGACUGCUGUCUUUCAGUCUUGUGAGAACAAACCGUUGUGCUAUUCUUCAUACUGUUGAAAUUUGUAAGAGUGUCGAUCCAUAAUAAAUUAUUGUUGUUCCAUUUC
Elaeis guineensis (African oil palm) is the source of this 3290-nucleotide messenger RNA. RefSeq names its product beta-galactosidase. The record is from RefSeq and is a predicted model, not a curated record. Lineage: Eukaryota; Viridiplantae; Streptophyta; Magnoliopsida; Arecales; Arecaceae. Gene Ontology annotation, biological process: carbohydrate metabolic process. Gene Ontology annotation, molecular function: carbohydrate binding; hydrolase activity, hydrolyzing O-glycosyl compounds.